Exophiala aquamarina CBS 119918 is the source of this 2823-nucleotide messenger RNA. RefSeq lists its product as uncharacterized. The record is from RefSeq and is a predicted model, not a curated record. Gene Ontology annotation, molecular function: DNA-binding transcription factor activity, RNA polymerase II-specific; RNA polymerase II cis-regulatory region sequence-specific DNA binding. Lineage: Eukaryota; Fungi; Ascomycota; Eurotiomycetes; Chaetothyriales; Herpotrichiellaceae. Gene Ontology annotation, biological process: regulation of DNA-templated transcription. The transcript has 2 exons. Bases 1 to 2823 code for a protein of 940 amino acids.
AUGGCUCCCACAAUUAAGGAGAAGACCGACUUGUGUCUGGCUGCCUUCAGGAGCCUCGCAACCAGCCUAAGAUCAGAGACUAGGGUUUCAAAUGAAUAUGACCGUCUUCAGCUCUGGAUCCAUGACGCGAGAGUCUGCGAUGGGACUCUGGACGAGGCCUUGAUCUCUUCUUCUUCACUCCGAGAACUGACCAUGAGUCUCCUUAAUGAGCUUCACGACCAACUCACUGCUCCAGAUGAAGAGUUCCUGGAGGAGGUGAAAGACAUCAUUGACAAUCUUGUUAGUCUUGAGCCGGCUUUAGGAUCACCUGCUCCUUUAGAUGAUCUCCAGUGCAAGGAACCUAGUGAAAGCCAACACGUGGUGGCUCCUACGGCAGGACUCUCUAAACUCACGACUGUAGCACACAAUUCCAACUUCCUCACCGGAAAGCCUGAUCUGGACAUUGUCAUUGUUACUGGAUUCGCUCACCUGAGCCCCUUAAUGAGGUUUACACAAGAUGGAAUAAGUGCACCUCAUUUAGAGUGGCUCGAGAGAUCACUGCCGGAGAUACUUGAAGAAAAUAGCAUUUAUGCCAGGAUGUUGACCUACGACUACGACGCGCCUCCACGCCGUCUUGGUUGGUCAGUCUCUUCGGUUGCACAGUACGAUUUUAUCGAAUUUUUCACCAGAGCGGCGAACAAUCUUGUCCGGGGACUCAAUAGGGCGAGGCUGAGUGACCCAGCUCGACCGUUAUUCUUCGUCAGCGAAGGGCUGGGUGUUAUUAUCACAAAGCAAACUGCCCUGACACUCGUCAAAGAGGGCCUCAGUGUCGACGUCCAUCGUCCAAUUUGUGGCUGCAUGAUUCUAGAAGAUCCAGAGGAAGCCUCUACUGAGUACUUCAAGUCAUCCAUGGAAAUUCACCCAUCGCUCGAUUUGCCGAGCGGUAUAAUCCGCGCACUCAUCUUGGAAGAUCCGAGAAUUAGAUUACAGGUGGGCCCAUUCGAGACGCUUGCUAAACAAUACGAUAUUAAGUCUGUGACUAUGCAAUUUCACCAGAGAGGCCCAUUUACUAUAAUUUCGGCAAAGGGGUUGAAAGAUGACGCUGAUCACUCGUGGAAUGUCAAGCCUGAUUUCUCAGAUCGAGAAGCAGUGCUGCCGAUCGCCCAUAUAAUUGCGUCAAUAGCCGGGAAAUCAAUCUCUGACCGUGCGGAUGACCUGGACGCAAGCCCGAUGAAAUUCAGGUUCCUAGGCGCAACUGCUGGAACUGCAAAUCAAAGUGAAGACCCAUUUGCCAUGUUGGUGGCUUACGACACAGCAAUUCUCAUCAACGAUGCCUCGCUCACCUCUCCUUCCGUUUGGACGUCCAUAAUUGAAAUUGUCAGAGACUGCGUUGACGUUGUCAUUACCUAUCGUGAUGAUGUGGACAUUCAACUUUGCAAAUCCGAGAGCACUAGCUUUAGUGUUACUGAAGGUGCAAAGGCAUCGAGGAUUCUUGGGGAUGUCAGCCCCGCUGGAGUUUCGUGGGACUUGGAUGCGCAGCUACGGCGCUACAUUCGAAAAUACAUUGCCAGUGACUUCAGUGUUCUGCCCGAAGGGAUGCUCCGUCCAUGCAAUAUGAUCAUCCUGACAGAACAUGCGCCAGAACAGGACCCAAUCUCCUUCAUGAAUGCUUUAUCGAAUGUCGUUGCCCAGUCGUCACGACUCCCAUUUGGUGACUUAAGACUUGGUGUGCAAUUUGUGUUACUUGGGAUAGACCCGCAAGCGAAUGCCUUUUUCAAACAGUUAGACGAUAUUGCUACCAUGAACAAAGCGUCAAAUGCUUAUCAACAAAUCGCGCCAACAUUUCGUCUGCCAGCUAAAUACAAAUCCAAUGCAGAAAUCUGUAAAAGAAUUCUCCUAGGCGCCAUAUCGCCUCGUUUUGCAGCAACGGCGUUUAGUGCCAAGGAAUCCUUGCUACCUGGUCACUCUCGAGAUGACGGAGAUAGUGCCAGUAUCACAGCGGGCUCAGAUUCUGCUGGUUACUCAGAAGCGCAAUGGAGCGACUUCGUACCAAGCACCUCACCAUCGACUGUGGAUGAGUCGAUGCUAGACUACAAUCCACCUCUGAUUUCCAUCGAGGCGAGCCCCGUUCUGGAAGCUCGGAAAGAUCCUAUGCCGAAGACACUCUACAAGAGAGGGCGCUCAUAUUCCAAUCCAGAUGUGUUUGGUUUAGGAGAGAUAUCUAGACUCCCCUCCCUUGCUGCUGAGAGUAGUGCGCGAAGUCAGAAACAUCCCGCAACAUUCCAGUGCCACCUUUGUCCUAAGAAGUUCACACGCGCAUAUAAUUUGAGGUCGCAUUUACGCGCGCAUAUGGACGAGCGGCCUUUCGUGUGUUCUGUUUGCGGUAAAGCGUUUGCACGCCAACAUGACCGCAAACGCCAUGAAGGGCUUCAUUCAGACGAGAAGAAGUUCGUAUGCCGAGGGGAGCUGGCAGUUGGAGGUCACUGGGGGUGUGGACGUCGAUUCGCUAGAGCAGAUGCAUUAUUUCGUCACUUCCAUUCUGAGGCAGGUCGUAUCUGCAUCAAACCCCUCCUUGAGCAAGAAGCCCGAGAAAAACAGCAGGGUGGAAUGGGCGAGAGCUCUAGCAGUGGAUUGGACGUUCCAUAUACACAACUCCAAGGUUUCCAGCUACCUGCAGCUCUUCUAGCUCAGUAUCCUGCGUUGCAGAAUGUGGACUCGAAGCAGGAACUCCCAGUAUCCAGUGAGGGGAGGGAAGAUCAUCUGGAGUCCGAUUUCUCUGACAUGUCGGAUGGAUCAACUGUUGGGGCCCGACGGUACGACUUUGAUGCAAUGGAGAUCGAGUGA